UCUGAUCUACGUAUCGUUCUUAUAUUCAUAAAAGGAAGCUGUAGUAGACCUAGUUGUAUCCAAUCUAUAUAUAUACUUUUAUUCCUCGUUCGAUCGCUCGAAGUGUGCCUCGAGUUCUGCGUCAAUGUAGUUCGAGUUAUCGCGCAUCUGCCGCGUAUCCUCGACAUCCCCCACUCGAGGCGCAUGUGGAUGUGGACCAGCGCCAGCGGUCAGUGUGCGCGUUGACGCGCGCGUGUGUACAACAACGUUGUUUGUCUCUCGACGCGAGAGGAGUCGCGGAAUUUCGAGCGUGGAUCUUUCGUCCGCGUGUUUCGACGAUUGCACGAGGUCGCGCGAAAUUUCGCGAAACAAAUUGAUCCCGCGUGCGAGCGAAAAAGCGAAUCCGUCGUCGUCGUCGUCGCCGACGUCGACGACGAACGCGGGAUCGUCGACCGUGGGAAAAGUCGAAAAUGUUCCCACGCUCCCGCUACGUUGCGAGUGUAUGUCGCGCGUGCGUGUGAAAUUCCAGAGGGAGGAGGAAACGUGGGAGAGCGAGGCGGCGGUGUAGGAGAGAAAGGGAAAAAGGAGGAUGAGCGCCCAGGGGCAGGAGCACGGACACGCGGUGGUCGUGUGGGAGUGGGAGAACCGUCACGGACGAUGGAGGCCCUACAGCCCUGCUGUGUCGCAGCAUCUCGAGCGGGCCCAUUACAAGAAACUCACAAGGGUGUUUCUCAAUGAUGCGGAUCCCACCCUCGACAGGUAUUACAUAAAUUUGAAGACUAAGACACAAUGUAGCGAUGAUGGCGACGAAACAUACAAUGUAAGGAGAAAGUUUUAUGUACCGGGCUCACCAGCUGGCAAAGGUGCCAAGUGGGAAUGGACAGGCGAUUCGGACGAUUGGCAUACUUAUGAUAUGGAAGUCCAAUGCCUUAUAGAAGAAGCAUGGGCAAGAGGUGACAAGACCAUCGACAUUUCCAAAACUUACUUGGGGUUUCCCUACAUCAUCAACUUCUGCAAUCUGACACAAGUGAGAUGUUGUACGGGCUAUGUGCGACCAAUUAGACGUAUACAACAAGCGCCUUAUCCAUUGGUCAAAGUUGCACUGGAGGAAUUGCAAGUUUCUUCCGGGAGAAGAUCCAUGUCAGUCACAGUCAAGAAUUCCACUGUCAAGGUUGCACAUAAGAAAUCAUCUAACGGAAGCACCAAGAAGAGCAGCAAAAAAGGCAAAAGCGGGGAUACGAAUGGGCCGACAAAUAUCGCGCGCGUUAUUCUCAGCAAUUUCAAUAUAUUCAGCAGCAAACAUGGUAUCGAGAACAAUCCUGCGACAACAAACAUGGAGUCCGGUCAGAAGCGGAAGACGUGGGACACGGUGCUGGACGUCGACUCCAGUAGCACCAAGAGCGGUCGCAGGCCUAGCGUGGAUACCGUUUCUACAUAUUUAAGUCACGAAAAUCCGAUAGAUUUGCUAGAUAGCAGCAUGGGAAGCGAUGACGCGUUCAAGGAUUCUGGUCUUGGGAUGGAUACGGGGUCGGACGUGAUAUCUCGAUAUGUAAAGGUAGUUGAAAGCGAUGGAUCCGAUUCCUGUCCAGUAUGCCUGGGUGCUCCAGAACCAUUGACGGUCGAAUUAACGCGAUGCAGGCACAGAUUACACUUGGCAUGUCUGAAUGCGAUGCUUGGCUGCCAACAGCCACCCAUGUAUGUGCAGUGCCCGGUUUGCCGUAUGAUUUACGGCGAAAAAAGGGGCAAUCAGCCACCAGGAAUGAUGAAUUGGACGCGAAUUCCGCGGGCGCUGCCAGGUUUUCCGAACACCAAUACUAUACAAAUCACUUACGACAUUCCAUCCGGGAUUCAGACUAACGAGCACCCGAAUCCUGGUCAAGCGUAUUACGCCGUGGGCUUUCCCAGGGUAUGUUAUUUGCCGGACAACACUCUUGGUCGUCGAGUAUUAAGAUUGUUGCAAAUCGCCUUCGAGCGCAGGCUGAUCUUUACGAUCGGCCGAUCGGUCACAACUGGUCGCGAAGACGUCGUUACAUGGAACGAGAUUCAUCACAAAACCGAACUGGGCCCGUCCACAUCCGGCCACGGUUAUCCUGACCAGAGUUAUCUUGAAAGGACGCUCGCAGAAUUGGCAGCGCAAGGUGUGACUGAUGGACAAUCAUCGCCGAUAUAUCAACAGCUGCAUUAAUAUUACGUAUAAAAAUAGAUAAUCUGUAUGUAUGCAAGAAUAAGUUAUUCUGUAAAAAAAAUAACGUCAAA
Molecule: messenger RNA, 2235 nt
Organism: Nylanderia fulva
Lineage: Eukaryota; Metazoa; Arthropoda; Insecta; Hymenoptera; Formicidae
Gene: dx
Product: deltex E3 ubiquitin ligase
Biological process (GO): protein ubiquitination; Notch signaling pathway
Molecular function (GO): zinc ion binding
Source: RefSeq, a predicted model, not a curated record